This is a messenger RNA of Plasmodium cynomolgi strain B, 3695 nucleotides long. RefSeq names its product cytoadherence linked asexual protein CLAG. NCBI's taxonomy places the organism in Eukaryota, Apicomplexa, Aconoidasida, Haemosporida, Plasmodiidae. The coding region runs from base 1 to 2343 and encodes 780 amino acids. The record is from RefSeq and is a predicted model, not a curated record. The transcript is spliced from 6 exons. Gene Ontology annotation, biological process: adhesion of symbiont to microvasculature.
AUGACUUCACUGCGUAAUAUACGAGUUCUUUUCAUGUUUCUUCUUUUAUUUAUAAGUAAAAAUGUAAUCGGCUAUGUGAAUGAAAAGGAGAAUCUUGAGGAAUUAAAAUAUGUUGUUGAGAGUAAGGAAAUGUUCGACAAUUUAACAGGAUUAGAAAGGUUAAUAAUACAAACAUUAAAAUAUGAUAACGUGCGAUUACCAGUGUUAAACCCAAGUCUUGAGGAAUACCUGAAUAUGUCUAAUUUUAUGAUAGUUACACAUAAUAUUAAUAAUAAAAACGAAACUAAACUGGUUGUACCAACUCCAAAUGCUGAAAUCCACGAUUUAAUAAAAUAUGAACACGUUACAAAGCAGCAAAUAAUACAAAGGUAUGAUUCAGAAAAUUCGGAUUCGAUUAAGAAGAAGUUGUUGCUUUUGAAGGCAUUAAAAAUAACGAAACUUAUGUUAAUACCUAUGUAUGCCUAUGAGAAAACAAAAGACUUAAAAAAAUCACUAGAAGAAUUGAAUGCUGUAUUUUUUCCGAAAGAUGAAGAGCUCGGCAAGGAAAAUUCUUAUCAAUAUUCCAAAUCGUAUUUUGAAAAAAUUAUAAAUUAUAUUAAUGGAGUAAAAAAGAAGGAAUCCAAAGACAAUGCGUAUUCAACUAUAAUAAUUGGUGAAGACCUAUCCAAAAUACAGAAGUCUAGUGAUUUAUUUUUUACGACAAAUGAUAACAUUGAAUUUAUGAGCAAGUUAGAUAAGAUAGCCGGUCAUUUUGGAAUAGCAAUGUACAAUUUAGUUGGUUCUAAUCUUAUAGGUAAACUAUUUGCAGCAUUGGGACAUUUCGUUGUUCUACAAUUAGCCCUUAGGAGAUAUGAUCAAUUUUUUAAAUUUGGAAAAGUGAGGUUUUUUAAUUGGCAAAAAAUUUUAAGUUUUAGUGCGACGGAUAGGUUUAAAGUACUCGAUACAAUGUGUAAUGUGCAAGGUUUUCAGGAUGUCCAAACAAAACGAAGAAUAGUUUAUUUGAAGGAUGACAGAAAAUCAACGUUUGAUGAGUGUAAUAUAUUAGAAUUUUUAGUUCAUUAUUUUAAUAAAUACCAAAGCUCAUUAGUUUCGGGUUUAUAUCAAGAGGACUUUAAAACUCAUUAUUUGCAAGAGCACACUGAUAUAAGGAACGAAUUUUUCAAAUUUAUGUGUAAUGAUAUAAAUCACUGUAAUAUAUAUAGCAGCAAACUAUUUUUAAGUGAAAAUGAUUCUAUGAAACCGUUGAACAGUGACACUCCUUACUAUAAGUCGAUAAGUGCAUACAACUUAUAUACAAAUUUUUUCUAUUUUACAAGACGUUACACUCAAUUUACCCCCAACCAUAUUUUGUACGUGCACUUUUUAAACUUAACUGGAAUUUUAAGUAAUUUUACAGGCGUUGAAAAAUGUAAUUCAAUAGAAGAUUCCCCCAAAAAAUCGGCGAAUAAUGAUAGCUCAAUCGAAGAUUAUGGUCAAAGCAAAUCAACGAAAUGUAAUUUUUGCAAGGGAGUAUUCACAUAUAUAAACUCGAAGCACGAAGAAACACCGUCUAUGUUGCAAAAAUUUUUCACUUUUGUUACAAAAAUUAUUAACAUAAAUAGCGUAAGCACAUUAGUAAGAAAUUUGAGUGUUUAUGAAGAAUAUGACAAUUUUUUAACAAACGAUAUCAACUGGUACACAUUUUUACUGUUACUGAGACUUACGUCCUAUAAAGAAAUUGCCGAAAAGGAUGUUGGAGAAGCUAUGUAUUUAGAUUUGAAGAAAGAAGAUAAGUUUAAUAAAACUGUUACAACGAAUUAUUGGUAUCCAUCGUAUUUAAAAAAGGCAUAUACUUUGUACGUACGAAAUAAAUUGGCUAUCAAUCUAGUACUUUUAGAGUUAGAGAAUUUACUAAAUAAAGGAACAAUAGAGAAAAUGAAAAAAUGUGUAAGGUUUUUGCUUCACGUAAAUUCCUUUUUACAAUUGGAUUUUUUUCACAACCUAAAUGAACCAGGACCUAGAGAAAAUCGCAUGCAUCCACUGUCUAUGGUACUUGAGAAUCAAUUUGCGCUAUGGAGUUCAUCCUCUAGUUUAGGUUACUUUUUUUUAAAUUAUGAUGAUCCUACUACAAGAAAACAAAUGCAUGAAAAACUCAGAUCAGAUAGAAUGGUAAUACCUAAAUUUUAUAAAGUGUCUGUUAUGUUAAAAAGGCACAUUACGAAAGCUUAUCAAUCUUAUUUUAAUCAGAGGCAUGUAAGGAAUUUAUACGAAAAUUAUGAUACUUUUAAUAUAAGUAAUAAAAUUAUGUUAAUGAAAGAUUCGUACGAAUCGUAUUUAGAGAAUUACCAGGAUAUAAUUUUUUAGCAGAUAUAUUUAAUAUAAGAAAAUAUUUGACUGCCACUCCCAAAGCAAAAAGAGUUUCAGACAGGCUAUACUAUUAUAUUCAUAACAUUUUGGGUAACUCUGUAAACUUCUAUAAAUAUGGCAUGAUAUAUGGGUUCGUGAUUAAUAAAGAAUAUUUUAAGGAAGUUGCAAAUGAACUGUUUUCAAUUUUUAAAUUGAACCAGCAUAUUUUUUCGGAUAUUUCUUUUUUGGAAACUGUUUAUUUACUCAGUAGAAAAAUUGAAAAUAGUUUUAACGUGCAAAGGAGAAAUGAUAAAAUAAGUUUUUCAAACGUUUCCUAUUUGUCUAUAUAUUUUUAUUUAUAAAGAUAAAUACAUUACAUGAUCUCUAUCAAUUUCUUUUUUAUUUUACAGAGUAUUAGCAAUUUGUUUUUUCUAAAUGUCUCAAGUAAUUACUCAAAAAUGAGCAAAGAAGAAAGGUUAGAAGAUUUAAAUAAUUCUAUGGCAUCCAGAUUUUUUUCAAAAACAUUUUUUUCCACAUUUCAAACAAUGUUUGUUUCAAAAAUAAGUAAUAAAGCAGAUAAGCUUGAUAAACAAUACGGAACUGCUAAUAUGCUAGGGGUAACAUUGAGUGAAAAGGCAUUUAUGAAUUAUGCAUUUAUCUAUUAUGGUAGCAUAAUGGAUAAUGUAACAAAUAGUCUUCUUCCUAUAUAUGCCAAAAAACCGAUAGAACAAUUAAAAUAUGGAAAAACAUUUAUUUUAUCGAAUUAUUUUAUGUUAUCUUCACAAAUAUUUUCAUUAUUAAAUUUAAAUAAUUUAAGCCAAUUGUGUGAAUAUCAAGCUAUAAGUAGUUCUAAUUAUUAUUCUGGAAAGAAACUUGGUCGGUUUAUUGAUAAAAAAAUGAUAUUUAUUGUUGUAUAUUAUUUAAAUUUGAGAAUUCAAGGAGUUCAAAAUACUCCUAAUGAUUUUAGAGACUGGUGGAAUAUUAUUUCAAAUUUUCAUAUUUUUCACCCUUCUGUUGCUGUUACUGUGCACAUGAUGACUAAUUUAUAUUUCGACACUCCAAAUGCUUUUCCCUUUUCAAUGGGUGCGAAAUUAGGUGAACAAACUGAGCAUGUGCCAACUCUAAAACCAAGUUCGAAACCAUUUGUUUUUGGAUUCACAAAAAUGCUUUGGUUGGAAAUACUUAAUGGAUUGUCUUGCGCUUUUGCUCUGUAUCCUUUUGUGCGUUACUAUGCUUUUCAGCAGAAUUUUGUUUUUUUUUUCGUAAACCCAUUCCGUUUUAUGGAUAGGUUUAAUACUCCAGCUGAUACUUAUAUUAAAAAUAUUGUUCGAAUAUAUUUCAGAAAAUAUACGACAGAUGAAAUAAUAAAG